AGAGCUGCAUGGGGAGACGCUGCUGCAGGUCCGAUUUCUUGGUGUCUGGUCGGUGCCAUUUCCCCGCCCCUCCCCCGCCCUCCCCAAGCUGGUCACUUCCCCUCCCCCCCCCCCUCCCCACCGAGGGGGCAGGGGGCUGGGCACGAAGUCUCUAUGGUGCCAUGUGUCGAUGCUGGGCGGCGGGGACCGGGGCCAGGGCGGCAGCAAGAGGAGGCAGUGAAGCCGGGACAGUGGCGGUGACCGCUGACCGCUAGCCCGGCGGCUCCUCCGCUCCCUCCCGCCCACCUCCUUCCUUCGGGGCUGGCACCCGGACCCACCCCCACCCCCUCCCCGCCUCCUCGGGCCCUCCCAGCCUCUCACGUAAGCCUCCCCUCCCCACCUGCCUGGUGGUUCCCUCCCCUCCCCCAUCUGCACCCUCCUCCUCCUGUCCCCUCUUCCUCUGUCCCUCAGCAAGCUGUCCCCUCCUCGCCUCUCCCCAUCCCUCACUGGCCUGCUCCUGCUCCCCUUCUCCCAUCCUCCCUUCCCCCCGUCUCUGUUCAGCCGGCCCCUUCCGGACUCCCCAGUGUCAUCGGACUCCCUUCUCGGCUCUGGUGCCCUGGCCCCAUCCCGUCCCCGCCCUGUCCCCUUUGUGCCCCUACCCGUUGUUUUCUCCGUCCUUCCUGGGCUUGGCGUCCCUUCUCCACCCCUAACUCCUUCCGCUUGGCCUUCCUGCCCCUUCACGGCCCACCUGCCUCCCUGCCCAAGUCCUGAUCCACCAUGCUGACCCCGAUGGUGGCCGGGGGGGUGGUGUUCCCCGGACUCUUCCUCCUCUCCAAGAGCACGCUCCAGAGGCUGCCCCAGCUGCGCUGGGAGGAGGCCGACGCGGUCAUUGUCUCAGCCAGGCUGGUGUCCUCUGUCCAGGCCAUCAUGGCUUCCACCGCCGGCUACAUCGUCUCCACCUCCUGCAAGCACAUCAUCGAUGACCAACACUGGCUGUCCUCUGCCUACACGCAGUUUGCUGUGCCCUACUUCAUCUAUGACAUCUACGCCAUGUUCCUCUGUCACUGGCACAAGCACCAGGUGAAAGGGCAUGGAGGGGACGACGGUGCGGCCAGAGCUCCGGGCAGCACAUGGGCCAUCGCGCGUGGCUACCUGCACAAGGAGUUCCUCAUGGUGCUCCACCACGCCGCCAUGGUGCUGGUGUGCUUCCCGCUGUCGGUGGUGUGGCGACAGGGGAAGGGAGACUUCUUUCUGGGCUGCAUGUUGAUGGCAGAGGUCAGCACGCCCUUCGUCUGCCUUGGCAAGAUCCUCAUCCAGUACAAGCAGCAGCACACGCUGCUGCACAAGGUCAACGGGGCCCUGAUGCUGCUCAGCUUCCUGUGCUGCCGGGUGCUGCUCUUCCCCUACCUGUACUGGGCCUACGGGCGCCAUGCCGGCUUGCCCCUGCUGGCAGUGCCCCUGGCCAUCCCAGCCCAUGUCAACCUGGGCGCCGCGCUGCUCCUGGCACCUCAGCUCUACUGGUUCUUCCUCAUCUGCCGCGGGGCCUGCCGGCUCUUCUGGCCCCGCUCCCGGCCGCCCCCGGCCUGCCAGACCCAGGACUGAGGACCCUCCCCCUCCCCACCCUCAGCCCCACGGGGACAGGGCUCUAGGGCUCUGGGGCUGCUGGCAGGGUGUGGGAGCCAGGGCCCUCUUGUCCGGAGAGCCCCAGGACUGAUGAAGAGCCCGAAAGGGAAGAGGCGCCAUCUCUCAGGGGCUGAGGGCAGGAGACAGGGGACCUCUUCUCCCCACCGUGCCCACUUCCUGCACACCCCUGCGCUGGAGGAGGGGCGGGGGCACCACCUCCCACCCACUGAGGGUGGGAGGGCUUGUUGGGGGGGAGAUCGACAGGGUUUCAAGGGGAACCAGGAGUCAGGAUGUCGGAAGGCACUGCUGCCAAGGCCAUCCCAGCCCCUCCGCUGCCACCCCCCACCCAGGCUCCCCAUCACCUGGGAGGAGAGGACGCCCCAACUAACCCCCACUGGCCCUCGGGUCUCCCAAGUGACCCGUGGCUCCUCUCCAGUUAGGUCAGCUUGAGGAAUCUUAUUUAUUUUAUUUAUUUACCCAAAUUUGAACUAGUCUGUUGGGUUGGGGUUGGAAGGUGGCUGCUACCUGCAAGCCUUCCCAGUGCUGACAACCCCGGGGGCAGGCGAGGGGCACCCCGUCCCUCACCAUCAGCUGCACAUCGUGCCCUCGAGCCCUGGCAUGUCCCUGGUGCUACUGACCUCUCAAGGCUUCCUCCAAUCUGGGGUCGGGGGACCCUGGGAGGUGCUUUACAGACCGCUAAUAAAAGACGAUCUGCGUGAACGUGAACGCCA
Messenger RNA from Sapajus apella (tufted capuchin), 2333 nucleotides. RefSeq names its product TLC domain containing 3B (gene TLCD3B). Bases 757 to 1581 code for a protein of 274 amino acids. Gene Ontology annotation, molecular function: sphingosine N-acyltransferase activity. Gene Ontology annotation, cellular component: membrane; endoplasmic reticulum. Gene Ontology annotation, biological process: lipid homeostasis; ceramide biosynthetic process. The record is from RefSeq and is a predicted model, not a curated record. NCBI's taxonomy places the organism in Eukaryota, Metazoa, Chordata, Mammalia, Primates, Cebidae. The transcript has 5 exons.